Molecule: messenger RNA, 1867 nt
Organism: Cucumis sativus (cucumber)
Lineage: Eukaryota; Viridiplantae; Streptophyta; Magnoliopsida; Cucurbitales; Cucurbitaceae
Product: protein COBRA
Exons: 6
Coding region: 149-1516 (455 amino acids)
Biological process (GO): plant-type cell wall cellulose biosynthetic process; cellulose microfibril organization
Cellular component (GO): plasma membrane
Source: RefSeq, a predicted model, not a curated record
CACCAUUAUAAGGCUUACACUCUUGUGGAAUCCUUCCUACUCUCUCUCUCUCUCUCUCUCUCUCUCGUCAUUGGCUACGGCAAGUUUCUCGUGCAGAUCUUGAGCCACUAGCAGAACGACGCCGGCAGGCUCAGUCUGCAUCGGAGAAAUGAGGUCUCGGCGCUUCGCUUCCACUGGAUCCGUCGCCGACCUUACUGUCAUUGCCGUCUUGGUUCUCUUUCUACUUUCCAGCUUCAGUUUCACUUCAACAGAAGCCUAUGAUGCACUUGAUCCCAACGGGAACAUCACAAUCAAGUGGGAUGUAAUGAGCUGGACUCCAGAUGGCUAUGUUGCUGUUGUUACAAUGUACAACUUCCAGCAAUACCGCCAUAUUCAAGCUCCAGGUUGGACAUUAGGGUGGACAUGGGCAAAGAAAGAGGUCAUCUGGAGCAUGAUGGGAAGCCAAACAACCGAACAGGGUGACUGCUCAAGAUUCAAAGGAAAUACUCCUCAUUGCUGCAAGAAAGAUCCAACUGUUGUGGAUUUAUUGCCAGGAACACCUUACAAUCAGCAGAUUGCAAAUUGUUGCAAAGGUGGAGUGAUAAACUCAUGGGCCCAAGACCCAGCCAAUGCAGCAAGUUCAUUUCAAGUCAGUGUUGGUUCUGCAGGAACAAGUAACAAAACUGUCAAACUCCCUAAAAACUUCACGCUUAAAGCACCAGGACCUGGAUAUACUUGUGGGCCAGCAAAGAUUGUGAGGCCAACCAAAUUUGUUUCUGGAGACAAAAGAAGAGUAACUCAAGCUUUGAUGACUUGGAACGUUACAUGCACCUAUUCUCAAUUCCUUGCUCAGAAGACACCUACUUGUUGUGUUUCCCUCUCUUCCUUCUACAAUGAUACUAUAGUCAACUGCCCAACCUGCACUUGUGGAUGUCAAAAUAACACGGCGGGUUCUGGGAGCUGUGUGGAUCCAGAUUCUCCCUUUUUGGCUUCAGUUGUAUCAGCUCCUGAUAAAUCGGGCAACAAUCCACCCUUGGUCCAGUGUACCAGCCACAUGUGCCCUAUUCGUGUCCAUUGGCACGUGAAGCUGAAUUACAAGGAUUACUGGAGAGUGAAGAUCACAAUCACAAAUUUCAAUUACCGAAUGAACUACACUCUCUGGAAUCUGGUGGUGCAGCAUCCCAAUUUUGAUAAUAUCACUAAAUUAUUCAGCUUUAACUAUAAGUCGUUGAGCCCAUAUGGUGACCUAAAUGAUACCGCGAUGUUAUGGGGAGUUAAGUUCUACAACGAUCUGCUCAAUCAAGCUGGUCCUCUUGGUAAUGUGCAGUCUGAGCUUCUAUUUCAAAAAGACCAGAACACUUUCACUUUCGACAAGGGUUGGGCUUUCCCAAGAAGAGUUUAUUUCAAUGGUGAUAACUGUGUGAUGCCACCUCCAGAGGCCUAUCCUUACUUGCCAAAUGCCAGUUCCAGACCAGCUAUAUCUCUACUUGUGACCAUCUUAAUAUCUUUGGCAUUACUGUUGAAUUUUGCACAAUAAGUCACGCCUACGGGGACAACAAACACUAUUAGUUGCUCUACCACUCUAGAUUUCCCACGAGCUUUUGGCAAUCUGGUCAAUGAUGUUGAAUUUACUGAUGCUUAAAUCAAAGGCAAUAUGAGCUUGUUCCUAUUCGUGGAUGGGUUAUUUAACUCAACCUCAUUCUUGUGUAGUUUUGGAGCGAAUUGUGUUGUACAAAUAGUUACAUUAUACGUUCAAUCAUUUUAUUGUAUAAUGAUUAAAAAGUAUUUGUCGCUCUCAGUGUAAUAACUUAUGAAACAGUUCAAUUUUUCCACAGAAUGCCUGUUUUCUGCAUAGUUUAUUUGUUAUUAAAGUUGAUACAUGAUGGAA